AUAGGGGAAUGGGGGAAUGGGGGAAUGGGGAUUAAGCUGAGGGGUCUACCCCACCUUCUCUCUAUCCCCACCACCCGAACUGCCCCGCCAUCUUUUCUUCCUGUGACGUCUGUCCCGUACCCUUGUUUCACUUUCACGCAAACCGACUACGAGACAUCAGGGUCCUUUCGAGCUUGCAAACAAAACUACCCCUGAUUCGCGCGUGAAGAUACAUACCUACCUAGGUUACAUACAUAUAUACCUACAUACGUCCAACCCUUCCUUCACCUAAGUAUACAACCAUGGCGCCCAAGGCGAUAAUAGCGCCCUCGAUCCUGUCGGCCGACUUCGCCCAGCUAGGUGCCGACUGCGCGAGGACUAUGGACCAGGGCGCCGACUGGCUUCAUGUCGAUAUUAUGGACGGCCACUUCGUGCCGAAUAUCACGUUCGGCGCGCCGGUCGUGGCUAAGAUCCGGAAGCACGUCGAUAAGCCGACCGAGAACCACGGGCGCGGCACGUUCGACUGCCAUAUGAUGAUUGCCGAGCCCAAGAAAUGGGUCAAGGAGUUCCAAAAGGCAGGCUGCGAUCUAUACUGCUUCCACUACGAAGCCGCGUUCUCGAGCGCGGCCGAGAGCCCCGAGGCUAAGACAGACGAGAAGACGAGCCCGAAGGACCUGCUGAGGUAUAUACACGACUGCGGCUUGUUGGCCGGUAUUGCGUUGAAGCCUGCUACGGGCGUCGAGGUUUUGACGGAGCUGCUCGAGAGCGAGGAUCCGAAGGAGCGGCCUGAUAUGGUCCUCAUCAUGACGGUCGAGCCCGGCUUCGGCGGCCAGAAGUUCAUGGCGUCGGAACUGCCCAAGGUCCAGGCGCUGCGCAAGAAGUACCCGGACCUGAACAUCGAGGUCGACGGCGGCCUGGGCCCCGGCACCAUCGACCAGGCGGCGGACGCGGGCGCCAACGUUAUCGUUGCGGGGAGCGCUGUGUUUGGGGCGCAGGACCCGGCGGAGGUUAUCUCGUUGUUGAGGACGACUGUUAAUUCGAGGUCUGGGAAGCUGUGAGAUGGGCAUGGCGUGUGCGUGUGCGUGUACUUAGCGGCUUGAUAGUUGGGUGUAGGAUGUCGGAUAGGGAGCAGCAGGUAUAUAUUCUCAGAAAUGAACAUAAGUAUCGACUCAAUUAGUCCAAGUCUGCUUUGGGUACCUAAGUUAUUACGCAUCCAUCCGUUUGAAAUUAAAGUAUUGAUCUGCCUUGAAAUAUUUUUCUUAACAAGGGGCUAGGAUAUGGAUGGCUACCCGCAUGGAUGUCAAAGGUGGCCU
This is a messenger RNA of Daldinia decipiens, 1292 nucleotides long. Its product is annotated as ribulose-phosphate 3-epimerase. Gene Ontology annotation, biological process: carbohydrate metabolic process; pentose-phosphate shunt; pentose-phosphate shunt, non-oxidative branch. The coding region runs from base 282 to 1037 and encodes 251 amino acids. The transcript has 4 exons. Gene Ontology annotation, cellular component: cytosol. The record is from RefSeq and is a predicted model, not a curated record. NCBI's taxonomy places the organism in Eukaryota, Fungi, Ascomycota, Sordariomycetes, Xylariales, Hypoxylaceae. Gene Ontology annotation, molecular function: D-ribulose-phosphate 3-epimerase activity; metal ion binding.